UAAAAAAGCUGUCGGCAUGAAUUGGAAUUAUUGCACUAUGGCAAUACCCAAUUCUGGUUCAUAUCAUAUUCCAUUCAUUAUCUUUGCUUCAAUUGCUUCUGCAAACCUUCUCGCUCUCAAACAAGCUCAGACAAAAAACUAUCUCAUUUACAUUACACCUACACCAAUACAGAGUUACAGAGAUUGAGAUUUAGAAAAAUGGCUUGUGUAGUUGUACUUUCUCUUAUGAGGACACUUGAGCUUGAGUUCUUGCAACCUCUCCCUCGUCCAAUUCUACAACAAAAGGAACUCAUCCCUUGCAACAAAGACUUGGUCCUAUCUCUCCACAACAAGCUUGGAUUUCUGAUGGAACUAUUCGACGAGAAUAGAAUGGAUGGUGUUGAAGCAAUAAAAGACUUGGAAACAAAGCUCAGAGAUUUAGCUUUCAGAAUUGAAGAUGAAAUUGAACUUCAAGUAGUACAUCUUUAUGAAGAAGAAGAAGAGGAAAUGCCACAGGGUGAGAAAAGCACUCAUCAUUGCCAGAGGCUUCAUCAAAUUUUGCAUCCGCUAAGGGGAAAAUCACAUCCUUGUCUCAAAUUCCGUCGUAUUUUGCACCGAGCUGUACAAGACAUUGAUGCCAUCACUCGAGAAUUGGCGAAAGCGAAGGAGGAGUACCAGCUUUCCAAACAUCAUCUACAAGCAGGAAUAAAGCAGCCUGCCUCCCUUCAUGUUUUACCUAUCACCAUGCCUGAUUCUUCCCACCAUGCUUCACGCUCCAAAGAAAUAAUGGUUGGAAAACAGGAUGAGUUCGAGAUUAUAAAGAAGAUGCUAAUUCGACAUCCAUCUAAGCAACUAGAAAUUGUUUCCAUUAAAGGUAUGGGAGGUAUUGGUAAGACAACAUUAGCAAGGAAAAUUUAUGAAGAUUCAUCAAUCACCUCCUACUUUGAUAAGCAAUCAUGGGUUGUUGCAUCACAACAUCACAAUAAGAGGCAAAUGCUCUUCGGUCUUCUUGGUUCCAAACACAAUAAUGCAGACAACAGCGGUAAUGAGGACCUAGCAUUACAAUUCUACCAGAGUUUGAAGUGUCAAAGGUACUUGAUUGUGAUGGAUGACGUAUGGAGCGAAGGGGCAUGGGAUGCUAUCAAAACUUGCUUUCCCGAUGAUGGAAAUGGUAGUCGAGUAUUGCUGACAACUCGCCUUGCAGAGGUGGCUAAUCAUACCUGCUCUAAAGAUGACUUUUCUCAUCAAAUGCAAUUCUUAGAACAAAGUGAGAGUUGGAAACUAUUUAAUGAAAAGGCAUGUGAAUCUCGCGGUGCUGAAUUUGAGACGAUUGGGAGACCGGUAGUUGAAAAAUGCAAAGGACUACCUUUGGCAAUAAUUGUGGUUGCAGGCCUUUUUUCCAAACUCAACACUCUAGAUGAGUGGAAGAAUACUGCCAAUGCUCUAAGUUCUUCUUCUGCAACUACUCUAGAUGAUGAAGAAUGUUUGAAAAUACUCUCCUUGAGUUACAACCAUUUGCCCCACAACUUGAAAGCUUGUUUCUUAUACUUGGGAGUUUUUCCAGAAGAUCACGAGAUUAAUGCUAAUAAUCUUGCAAGGUUAUGGUAUGCAGAAGGACUCGUAAACGCAUUUGAGAAUGAAAACUUUGAUAGAGUGGCUAACAGGUACAUGCAAGAACUUAUGGAUAGAAACUUGAUAAUUUUAGGCGAGCUAUGCUCCCGUGGAAGAAAAAUUAAGAGUUUUAGGAUGCACGAUUUAUUGCAUGCUUUUAGUGUGAGAGAAGCUCAAAACGAGAACCUUUUGCAUGUUGUCCAUAGUGAAAAUAAUUCUUAUUUUCCUCAAAAAAGUUUUCGCUGGGUAAGCAUUCAAUAUGCAGAUUUUAACAUGUCUACAAUACAACAUAAAAGUUGUAGAUCAUUCUUCAGCUUUUUUGGGGAGAAAUCAUUUUCAAAUUUUAGAAAUACCAAUCUACGGAGAGUACUCUUCUAUGAUACCCCUGUCUGGAUAAAGAAUAUUGUGGAUAUUGUCCAUUUGAGAUUCCUAAGAGUUGGAAAUGAUAUAGAACUUUCUCAGGGUCAGGAAUUCCUUAAAUCAAGAUGUAAAGAGAGUAUAAAAUUGUCAAGGUCUUGGAAUCUUCAAACACUUCAUUCUUAUCAAAAAGUAAUAUAUAGAUUAGAUGAAGGAAGGAAGUAUUUGGAGUUUCCACAACUACACUAUAUUAGUUGUGCAGACUAUUUUUGUGGAAAUCCUCCCAAAUUUGUUCAUAAACUUGAUGGGAUAAGAGCUGAAGAUUGCUCAGAAGAAUAUGUUACCAAUAUUCCAUGCUUGAAGAAGGUGCGUAUUGAAUGUAAAGGCAACGAGAGUAAUGCUUACGUUGCAAACUUAGCCUAUUUAGAGCAGCUCGAGGGACUUUGGAUUUCAAUGUUAUUGCCUGGAACACAUUCAAUUAAUAAUGAUAUUGUUCUCUUGAAAAACCUUAGGAAGUUGGCAUUUAAUGGUAUGAGAUUUGAGUCGGGGAGAAUUAAUAUUCUUAGCAAGUUGCCUAGGCUAGAGGUGCUCAAGUUACUAUGGACCACAUUCAAAGAAUGGGAAAUACAAGAGGAAGUGAAAUUUUGGCAAUUAAUUGCUUUAGUUAUCCUUCAUUGUGAUCUCAAGCAUUGGAAAGCUAGUAGUCAUAAUUUUCCUAAACUUGAGCACCUAUGUCUUACGUAUUGCUUUGAAUUGAGAAAGAUCCCAACUGACUUUGGUGAAAUUUCAACAUUGAAGUCAAUUGAAUUAUCGAGAUGUCUUCCUUCUGCUGUGGAAUCAGCCAAGAAAAUUCAGGAUGAGCAACGUGACUAUGGAAACUACGAUAUGAUUGUUAUUGAGGAAAAUACAUUACAUGUUUCGGGAUCUGUGAAAAGCCCGAGUGAAGAAGAGCCAGAAGUGGAUAACUGAUAAUUGAUACUUUCCUUGUAUAUAAUUAAAUUUAGAUUUGCAAUAUAUGUGUGUUUUUGUCUUUUUGAUGCAUAUAUAUGCAGACAUAUUGUUGGAGUUGAUGAUGAUGAUGAGUAUAGCCUCUGUUAGUUUAGGCAUUUAUUUCAGCUUUAAUUUGCUUUUUCUAAUAGAUGUAAUGUAGACUCUAUUGGUUUCUAAA
Molecule: messenger RNA, 3115 nt
Organism: Ipomoea triloba (trilobed morning glory)
Lineage: Eukaryota; Viridiplantae; Streptophyta; Magnoliopsida; Solanales; Convolvulaceae
Product: disease resistance protein RPP13-like
Exons: 2
Coding region: 199-2916 (905 amino acids)
Biological process (GO): defense response to other organism
Molecular function (GO): ADP binding
Source: RefSeq, a predicted model, not a curated record